AGCAUGCGCAGUGGGUCUCGGCGGGUAGAGGGGUUUCAGCGCUCUUUUGUUUGGCGGAGGCGGAUCGAACGCGGGAGGCCUUUUGCCCAGCCGUUGCUCUCUUGCUUCAAAACGAGAUCUGCUUUUCCCGACAGCAGCCGCGGCUCCUCUGCCUCUCCGUGCUUCUUUUUAUCUUUACAUUUCCACUCGUGGUUUCUUGGUGGGGCUGUGCAAGGUAUGCAGAUCCAAAGAGUUAAACAGACACUGUCAGAGAUGCUGAUAAGAGCAGUAUCUACAACCCUGCUAAGUUCUUUCAGGAGCCCUUCAGUGAACACUCAAUCAUUUUGCUGCUCCUGAUACCUCCUUUAAACUGCAAAACUGGCGAGCACAAUGGGAAAAAAGCAAAACAAGAAGAAAGUGGAGGAGGUCUUAGAAGAGGAAGAAGAGGAAUACGUGGUGGAGAAAGUUCUUGACAGGCGGGUAGUGAAAGGCAAAGUGGAGUACCUGCUCAAGUGGAAAGGCUUUUCAGAUGAAGAUAAUACAUGGGAGCCAGAGGAGAAUCUCGAUUGCCCUGACCUAAUUGCAGAGUUCCUGCAAUCCCAGAAAACAGCACAUGAAAGUGACAAGUCAGAGGGAAGCAAGCGCAAGGCUGAGUCAGACUCUGAGGAUAGGGGGGAAGAAAGCAGACCAAAGAAAAAAAGAGAAGAGGCUGAAAAGCCUCGAGGGUUUGCAAGAGGGUUUGAGCCAGAACGGAUUAUUGGUGCCACAGAUUCCAGUGGGGAGCUCAUGUUCCUAAUGAAAUGGAAAAACUCAGAUGAAGCUGAUCUGGUUCCUGCUAAGGAAGCUAACAUCAAGUGUCCACAGGUGGUCAUCUCGUUUUAUGAGGAAAGGCUCACAUGGCACUCCUAUCCCUCGGAGGACGAUGAUAAGAAGGAUGACAAGAAUUAAUCUGCUUGCCCUUCUGUCCCCAUCCCUCCUUUGGCUGACUUUUGUAUUAAAACAUCAGACUGUGGGUUUGAACAUGAGGGAGAAGUGAAGAGACUCUUGGCUGAGGAAGAUGCCCUCUGUAGAAACAGGACAAUAUCAAUACCUAUGACAGUGUGUUUAUUUUAUAUAUAUAUAUAUAUAUAUAUAUAUAUACACACACACACACACACACACAUAUAUAUAUAUAAUAUAUAUAUAUAUAUAUCAUUAUCUGUCAACUUUGAUUGGAGGAAUGAAGGUUCCUCCAGGUAGAACUAAGUACAUCUGGGUAUUUGUUGGACAGGCCACCAACAGAAACAGCAAGGGGAGGUGGCAUGUUCUGUAAAGAUUACCUGAAAUUUGCAGCCUUUCUCCCAAAUAGUGUUAACUGCAUUUUUACAGCUUAGCAUGUAUGUGUAGGUUUUAUUCCUUUUUUGCUAUUAUUCGUGUAUUGUUGGGGUGGGAAGGGAGGGUGCGUUCCAACUGAUUUGAGACAGAGUGGUUCACAGUAUUCUAUAGCAAGAAUCAUAAUUCUUAAAAAAACAAAAAACAAAAACCCUGCAUCUUACUGCAAGUAAAAUAGGUUACUCUUAAUUGAACGGCUGGAGCAAAUGUGUCUUGAGUGUCAGCAUUAACAAUUGAGACUGUAGUCAUGAAUGCAGCUAAUACAAGAAUAUUGGUCACACAUCUAAAAUUAGGGAAGAGAAAAAUUUAGACCCUGUAGUUGAACUGGGGAUGCCUUGUCCUAAAAUAAAUAACGUUCCUUUUCUUUGUCCUUUUAAUUUCCCCUUCCCAUAGAACUAGGAGUUUGUUUUUUUACUUUCCUGUAUGUGUGUGAACUUGAGAAUCAAAAUGAGGGGUGGGGGAAGGAAAGCAGGAGUUGAAUCUACUUUCCCACAGCACAAAUAAGUUGCAGAAUAUUCUGUAAACAAGUAACUUUUUGUCAGACCUGGGCAUUUGUGGUUACUUUCCUUGUCUUGGCCCUCUGCUGAUUUUAUUUUUAAUGUAAUAGACUUCUGUUUUUACAAAGGACAUAUUUUACCUCUGAAGUUGCUCAAAUCCUGGUAAGCCACCAACUCCCUCACAGGGCAGUAUGUACGUAGGACUGUAUUGUACAAAUCUUUUUUAAAAUAAAGCAUGUGUUAGGCUUCUGUGAAAAUGUUGUCUAAAAUUUAAGUGUUUGGAUUUUAACUUCAUACUGAACUGUCUUUUUGUCUUAAUAAAAUUUUAGAUUUAUAA
Messenger RNA from Candoia aspera, 2184 nucleotides. It is a transcript of the gene CBX1, whose product is annotated as chromobox 1. Gene Ontology annotation, cellular component: pericentric heterochromatin; nucleus. Gene Ontology annotation, molecular function: chromatin binding. The transcript is spliced from 6 exons. Lineage: Eukaryota; Metazoa; Chordata; Lepidosauria; Squamata; Candoiidae. The record is from RefSeq and is a predicted model, not a curated record. Gene Ontology annotation, biological process: chromatin organization; negative regulation of transcription by RNA polymerase II. Bases 370 to 927 code for a protein of 185 amino acids.